This is a messenger RNA of Hibiscus syriacus, 992 nucleotides long. Its product is annotated as ethylene-responsive transcription factor ERF017-like. The transcript has a single exon. NCBI's taxonomy places the organism in Eukaryota, Viridiplantae, Streptophyta, Magnoliopsida, Malvales, Malvaceae. The record is from RefSeq and is a predicted model, not a curated record. Gene Ontology annotation, biological process: regulation of DNA-templated transcription. Gene Ontology annotation, molecular function: DNA binding; DNA-binding transcription factor activity. The coding region runs from base 114 to 977 and encodes 287 amino acids.
AGAGCCGCCAUUUUCAUUAUCCAAAGCUCAGCUUGAAAGCUUUCAAGAACAACCCUUUUCAGCAAACAAUCAGAGGGACCAUUUAGCAAAAGAAUUUUCAAGCUUUUCAAUUGAUGGUGAAGCCAACAAGCUGCCCUCAAUCAUCUUCAGCAUCUCCAACGGAUUAUGUUGACAUAAACAGCUGUAGUGGUAGUAGUAACAGUUCGAAAUAUAAGGGUGUUCGGAAAAGAAAAUGGGGGAAAUGGGUAUCGGAGAUUCGACUUCCCAAUAGCCGCGAACGUAUUUGGUUGGGGUCUUACGACUCGGCGGAGAAAGCUGCGAGGGCGUUCGACGCGGCUCUUUAUUGUUUACGUGGCCGCGGUGCUAAGUUCAAUUUCCCGAAUAAUCCGCCUGAGAUCGUAAACGGGCAAUCGCUUAGCCCACCGGAGAUUCAGGUGGCGGCCGCUAGGUUCGCCGAAGAGACGGAACACAGUAAUAAUAAUAACAAUGUAGGGACAGAAGAGUAUACGUCGUCUUCAUCGGUGUCGGUGUCGGAUGGGACAGCGACAACGCAAGUGGGAGGGAGUGGUCGCCAUCAUCAUGGUGAAGAAAUGAUGGAUUGGUCGUUUUUGAGCACGUUGGAUAAUACCAAUUAUCAAGUGAUAUCCGAUUAUGGCUUUUAUUUGCCGCCCGGUGGUGAUCAGUUCUAUCUUCCUCCUCCUCCUCCUCCUCCGCCUGUCGAUGACGGCGUCAAUGAUGAUGGAAACGGUGGCGACGCUUUUUCACAGUCAUCGUUUCUUUGGAACUUUCAAAGCUGCUCCAAAUUAGAGUUGUUUUUAAAAGGAAUAAUCUUGAUUUCGUCAUUGUUUUCUGGGGUAAUCAUGAUCAUUUUGGUGAAUUUUAGCUGCCAAAGGCACCGAUUUUUCUCCAGAUAUACAGUGAGUAAGAUGAUGAGAGUUUUCCUUUUUGGGGGGCUGUGUUCAUGCUUCCCGGGUUAAUUGUAUGACGUAUAC